CUCGAAUCGAAAUUGGUCCGGAAAAUCCGCUGCACGUAGAAAUUGACGGCACAGCGACAAUGGAGUGUAAAGUUGAUGCUAAACCUAAGGUGAACAGCGUGAGAUGGACUAGAAAUGGCAAAUAUAUUUCAAAUUCUUUCAUUCACACUAUUCAAGGGGUGACUGUACAGGACGCAGGAAAGUAUACUUGUAGCGCUGAUAAUGGCCUCGACCAUCCCGGUGAAAAGGACAUUUAUUUAGACGUGCUAUAUCCACCAAGCGUCACAGUUGACUCUAAAACGUAUGAGGCCGAAGAAGGUGGUACAGUUGAAAUACGUUGUGAAGUAUCCGCCAAUCCUGAACCCAUCUCAAUCGAAUGGACAAAGGAAGGAAAAAAUGACUUUCGCCAAAAGGGCAACACUUUGGUACUAACCAGAGUAGAUGCUGAAAUGGCGGGGACUUAUGUUUGCAAAGCUGUGAAUGUGAUAACGUCGUCGACGGGAAACCGAAUGGAGAGAGCGAGCAGUGCUUCUGUGGCAGUGCUGGUGAGGCACAAGCCCGGCCGAGCGUUCAUCAGUCCCGACCGACCUGUCGCUCAGGAAGGAGCAGGAGUUACUUUGACGUGUAGCGCCAAACCCCCAGGUUGGCCGGCCCCUCAGUACAGAUGGUUUAGAGACAUCGACGUUGGAGAUGUUAAACCGAAUGUAUUAGCAACCGGCAACAAAUACACGAUUCCAAGCGCUCAUCUCGGCAGUGAAGGAGUCUAUCACUGCCAGGCCACUAACGAACUCGGCCACGGUGAUAUAGCCUCCGUGAACCUUGAAGUCUAUCAACCUCCCCGUUUUCAAUCAAAACUUCAACCACACAUGAUUAAGAAUUCAGGCGAAAGGAACUUUUCAUUGACAUGUGUUGCGCUGGGAAAACCACUGCCACAUGUCAAAUGGUACAAAGACAAUUCUGAAAUUAAGGCUGAUGCCAAUCUAUAUGAGGUAAAAACUGAAAUAAACGAAAGUAGAAAUGCCGUCUUCAAUAUACAAAGCAUGUUAAGGUUCCGGGGUCGAGCGAGACCAAACGGCGAUGACUUACUUCCCGACGACAGAGGAGUGUAUUCAUGUUCCUUUGAAAACGAAGUGAAGAAAGUAGAAUCAACCAUGCAACUACGAAUUGAACACGAGCCAAUAUCAAUCCGACAACAAAACAAAGUAGCUUACGAUGUCAUGGAAAACGCGGAAAUAUCGUGUAGAGUCCAAGCUUACCCGAAGCCGGAAUUUCAGUGGUUUUACGGCUCUAAUACCGCACCGUUGCAAAUGUCCUCCGACGGCCACUACGAAAUAACCACAACGACUGAUAAUAACGACUCCUAUUUAAGCAUUCUGCUCAUACGCAACGUGAAGGCGCAGGAUUACGGCGAUUAUUACUGUAAAGUGAAGAAUUCGUUGGGCAGCAUUCGCCCGCAGAUUAGGUUGCAACCAAAAGGCGCUCCCGAAUCGCCGCGCACUUUAUCUAGCCAAAAAGUAGGGCCCACUUUUGUGACUUUGAAGUGGGAAGCGGGAUUCGACGGGGGCUUGUCGAACACCAAGUAUUUUGUUUGGUAUCGACGGUUGAAGAACCCGGCGGGAGGGGAACACUGCGCUUCGGACAAAGCUGAUGAAUUUGACUGGAAGGAAUACGACUGCCGACGGUCCAACCCCUGCAACGUGACGCGGCUAGAUCAACAUAACACCUAUCAUUUUAAGGUAAUCUAUUUUUGUAUUUUUCCCAAUAUACACUUUGCCUGUAGUGUACGGUAGAAUAUUUUUAAAGCG
Molecule: messenger RNA, 1784 nt
Organism: Zerene cesonia (dogface butterfly)
Lineage: Eukaryota; Metazoa; Arthropoda; Insecta; Lepidoptera; Pieridae
Product: neural cell adhesion molecule 2-like
Exons: 2
Coding region: 60-1769 (569 amino acids)
Biological process (GO): cell-cell adhesion
Cellular component (GO): cell-cell junction
Molecular function (GO): cell adhesion molecule binding
Source: RefSeq, a predicted model, not a curated record